CACAAACAAACACCAGAAGAGCAUCAGACAUCCACAACUUCAACUCAUUUCAUUUCAGGUGAGAUUUGUCUUAGAAUGGAAAGCAGCAAGAUCAUCUCCACUGAAAAAGCUACAGUCGUCAUCCAAAUAAAUCCACAAGUGACACAACAUACUGUUAAUAGUGAUGAUGGACAGGAGGCCAAAGUAUUACAUCACAAUACGCCUCUUCAAGGAUUUUUCAAAUCUCAACCAAAGGCACUGGGGACUGUCCAGAUUAUGAUUGGAGUAAUAGUCUUCUUACUUGGUACUGUUCUCACCUCCAAUGUGCGCUAUCAACCUACAAUUGUGGUCUUUAGUGGAAUCACCUUCUGGGGAUCUUUCAUCUACAUCAGUGCUGGAUCUCUGUCUGUUGUUGCUCAGAAUCAUCUUCAUCUGUGUGUGGUGAAAGCGUCUCUUGGAAUGAAUGUGCUCAGUACCGUUACUUCAGGGAUAGCCAUUAUUCUGCUAGGCAUAGACCUUGGUCUACUGACCUCUCAUUUAUGUGACUAUUCUUCGUACCAUAAAUAUGAUGCGAUCUGUGAAUUUCAUGGGGGGAUUCUUGGAAUUUUGCUGAUCUUCUCCCUCCUCCAGUUCGUCAUCUCCAUCUGUAUCUCAGGAUUUGCCUGUAAAGCCACCUGUAACAGUAGCUCAGUGGUCAAUGUGGUAUUAAAUCAAGCCAUUUAGCAGCAAUCAUGCAACAACAAGAUUCAAAGUCAAGGUUUUAGGUUUAUGGAUCUUGUUACACUGAGUAUCUCUCACAACAGAGCAAUAAGAUGCAUCCAAGAAUUUAGCUCCAGAAUAGAUCAAACACAUAAGCAAGAUUUUCUGAAUAACUAAAGAAUUCCAAGAAAGUUUGUUUGAUCAGAGGUGCAGCUCUACUCAUUGCACGUUGAAAUUUAUUUUAAAGCAAAACAUUAACUUGUUAAUACUCAAUCCUGAUUUUUUUGUCUGUCUUUUUUUUCUGAUCAGCUUUGUGUGGUAGAAAAAUGCACAAUGGUUCAUAAUUUGCAAUAUGUUAAACUGUUUUUGAGUAUUACUAUAACAUUUUCUUAGGAAAAUUGUAUUUCUAUUAGUUAUUUAAUAUAAAAAAAAAAUCACAAUCAAUGAUGAUCAAACUAAAAU
Danio aesculapii is the source of this 1140-nucleotide messenger RNA. RefSeq names its product membrane-spanning 4-domains subfamily A member 8-like. The record is from RefSeq and is a predicted model, not a curated record. The coding region runs from base 76 to 702 and encodes 208 amino acids. The transcript has 6 exons. Gene Ontology annotation, cellular component: membrane. NCBI's taxonomy places the organism in Eukaryota, Metazoa, Chordata, Actinopteri, Cypriniformes, Danionidae.